AUGAAGGAGAGAUUUCCUCCGUUGAAGAAUGACCGCCUCCUGCGGGCAGCACGUGGCGAAAAGGUCGACAGGCCGCCCAUGUGGGUGAUGCGACAAGCCGGCCGAUACCUGCCCGAGUACCACGAAGCCAAAGGAAAGCAUGACUUUUUCGAAUGCUGUCGCUCGCCCGAGAUCGCGUCGACCCUGACGCUCCAGCCGAUCGAGCGAUAUGCGGGGCUCAUCGACGCGGCCAUCAUCUUCUCCGACAUCCUCGUCAUCCCACAGGCCAUGGGCAUGGAAGUGAAAAUGGUCGACGGCAUCGGCCCCAAGUUCCCCAACCCUCUACGCUCGCCGGCGGAUACGCAGUACCAGGAGAUCGUCAAGCGAGACGUCGAUGUCGCGAAAGAACUGGAUUACGUGUACAAGGCCAUCACGCUGACGCGGAAGAAGCUGGACGGCCGAGUGCCGCUGUACGGGUUCUGCGGCGCACCGUGGACUCUGCUAUGCUACAUGGUCGAGGGCGGAGGGUCCAAGAUGUUCCGAGAGGCAAAGACAUGGGUGUACAAGUACGGCGAAGAGACCAAGGUUCUGCUCAAGAAGAUCUCGGACAUUUGUGUUGAGUACCUUGCUCUGCAAGUCGCGGCGGGAGCGCAGAUCCUUCAAGUCUUUGAUUCAUGGGCCGGCGAGCUGUCGCCUGCCUCGUUCAAGGAAUUCGCCUUGCCUGCGCUGAGAUACAUCUCGGAGAACCUGCCCAGGCGGCUGCGCGAGAUGGGCGAGGACGUCGUGCCUAUGGUGGUGUUCGCCAAGGGCGCAUGGUACGCCCUGGACGAGCUGUGCGACUCCGGGUACGACGUGGUUGGGCUCGACUGGUUGCACGAUCCGGCGGAAGCGGUCAAGAUCGCGAGAGGUCGCGUGACGCUGCAGGGGAACGCUGACCCGGGCGUUCUCUACGGUUCACACGAGGCCAUCACGUCGGUGGUGGAGAGUAUGGUAAAAGGGUUUGGCGGCGGCCAAGAGAGAUGGAUCGUGAAUCUCGGCCACGGUAUCACGCCAGGUGUCAAUCCUGAUGAUCUCAAAUUCUUCUUUGAGGAGGUUCAGCGGUGUACGACUUCGAGGUGA
Exophiala spinifera is the source of this 1098-nucleotide messenger RNA. RefSeq names its product uroporphyrinogen decarboxylase. The transcript has 3 exons. The coding region runs from base 1 to 1098 and encodes 365 amino acids. NCBI's taxonomy places the organism in Eukaryota, Fungi, Ascomycota, Eurotiomycetes, Chaetothyriales, Herpotrichiellaceae. Gene Ontology annotation, cellular component: cytosol. The record is from RefSeq and is a predicted model, not a curated record. Gene Ontology annotation, biological process: heme biosynthetic process. Gene Ontology annotation, molecular function: uroporphyrinogen decarboxylase activity.